AUCGAUGUUUUUAGCAAAAUUUUCACUUUUUCCAGUGAAAAUUUAAUUUUGCAUUUGUUUUCGGGAAAAUUUGUAAAAAAUCAACAAUAUAUGUGAUCUAUUAGUGCAAUAUUAUAAAAAUAACAACAAAUAUAUUCAAAUACGGUAGAAAUGGGAGCAUUUACCAGCCGUCAAAAUGGUGCCAUUGAGGAGGCUGAACAGAAUGCCAACAACCACGCCUACAAAUAUCCUCCUCGUUCGGGCAACUUUUUUGGCAGUCACUUUAUAAUGGGCGGUGAACGUUUCGACACACCCCAACCUGAAUCCUAUCUUUUUGGUGAAAAUGCCGACCUAAACUUUUUGGGCAAUCGCCCGACUGCAUUUCCUUAUCCUCCACCCCAAGCCAAUGAACCCACAAAGACUUUAAAAAGUUUGGUCAACAUACGUAAAGAGUCGGUACGUUUUGUUAAGGUACCCAAAGAAAAACAGGCCGAUGAUCAGGCUGAUGGUAAUUGUUUGACUGCUGUUACGGGUGAAGAGCAAAAUCCUCCUCCGUGUUUGUACAACAUUGAGUUCACCUUUGACUCGGAUGCCAAAUGUGCUAUCACUAUUUAUUACUUUUGCAGUGAAGAAGUUAGUCCAAGUGGUGUGACUCUAACUCCACGUGAUGGUUUGACCUCGGAGACUUAUCACUUUGAUAAGGGCAUCAAUCAAUACUUUUCCCAACCAACUCAUGUUUUCAAUCCUCAAUUAAUACCAGAAGAUGACUUGAUCUAUAAUCCCGGCAAGGAACAAUAUCCCGUUGCCAUACACUGUGUGGUCGAGGAGGGUAAUGAAGAAUGUCGUCAGUCUCAUACAACAAUUUGUGUUAUUGAUCAUCAUCCGGAAAGUAAUAGUUAUGUUUUAAGGGCCUUAAAACAGAAAAUAUUUGUGGAUGGUUUGUGCUAUUUGCUGCAGGAGAUUUAUGGUAUAGAAAACAAGGCCAUCAACAAAAGUUCAAUUGAUGAAGACUUGGAUGAUCAUGGCAGUGAAUGUGUUAUCUGCAUGAGUGAAACCCGUGACACUCUCAUUUUGCCGUGUCGUCAUUUGUGUUUGUGUUAUUCAUGCGCUGAUUCUCUGCGCUAUCAAGCCAACUGUUGCCCCAUAUGUCGGGCACCAUUUCGCGCUCUUCUGCAAAUAAGAGCUGUACAAAAGGGUGUUAAUAAUCAUGUUUUACAUCAAAAUACUCCCACUUCAGCUGCCGGAGAACCUUUAGCGUGUGAACAUCAAGUACCGCCAGGUUUUAUACCAGUUUCUUUGAUUGAGGCCUUAAAUGGUCCUCCACAAUAUGUGGGUACUCGUCGUGGUGUAGGAGAUGGCAACGAUAUGAUUGAUGGUGGCAAUGGAGGGUCUGUGGUAAAUGGUGCUCCCACCGAACAUCACAAGGCCACUUCUCCCUAUAAGCCCACAAGUCAAAGACGUUCUAAGGGCAAGAAAAAUGCUUCUACUUCAACUAACUCUAAUGAAAUGGCUACCAUGACCAAUAGCAAUUCAUCUUCAAAUGGCGGUACGUCCACACAAGGAAAAGAUAAUUCCGAUGAAUCGGGUACCGAGGUAAAAGUCAUAGAUAAACGUGCUUCACAAGAUAAGCUUCAAAUUGUCAAUGAACGCCACAGUUUAAAAGUACCCAAAUCUCAUAAAAGGCAUUCCAAAACCACAACUGCAAAUCCGGAAAUGACAUCAACUGCUACUAAUACCCAAGAUGAGGGCGACGAUGAUAGUGAAAAUGAAAAGUUAUCACCUUUACUCUCACCUGGCAGCAAAUGUAAGCCCAUACCGCCUCAGUUGGCAAAAUCUCUGACUGCUUCAGAAUUGGAUAAUGAAGCUGAAGAUGAUGAUCAAAAUAGCAUGUUGUCAGAGCCAAUGGUUGAGUUUAAGCCCAAGAAAAGUACUUCAUUUAAGAAGCAUAAAAAGGCUACUGAUAAUAAAUCAGACAAAAUAACCAGUCCUAUUGAGACUACUACAACAUUGGCUCCCGGAGUUAUACCACCACCACCUUCGGCAGUUGUUAAUGAAGAUUCUGACUAUUAUACUCCAGAAGAUCCACAAAAUUCCAUUUUAAGCCCUUUGUGUCCGGAUAAAGCUAAAACACUUGCCAGUGCUGGUGAAAAAUUAAAGAACUCAUUGGUUAAGAAGAAUCUGCAUAAGAAAUCAACAUCAGUAGGUAAUAUUGUGGGUUCCGGUGGCACGGUACUCUCCACUACGGCCUGCUCUACAGGUGCAGUUGACUUGAAAGGCAAUAAUGUCAGCUCUCUACCAGAUAUGUUAGAUAGUCCUGUCAGUGCUACGUCUGCCUCCACACGCAGUUCCAGUGACAGUUAUUCAUCUAGCUCGUCCACCAAACAACUAUUAAGUUCAAAUCCCAAUACCGCAGCAGCGGCUAAUAUCAUAGUGGAUGAUAAAACAUCUUUACAAAAUGCCGUUAAUGUUUAGAUUUUUAACUUGUGUUAAGUGUUUGUCCCUAUUUUAAUGUUAUUAUUAUUAUUUUUAUGCAUCUCUAAAUGUUUAAAUUUAUU
Molecule: messenger RNA, 2534 nt
Organism: Lucilia cuprina (Australian sheep blowfly)
Lineage: Eukaryota; Metazoa; Arthropoda; Insecta; Diptera; Calliphoridae
Gene: Mrgn1
Product: E3 ubiquitin-protein ligase MGRN1
Exons: 3
Coding region: 151-2451 (766 amino acids)
Biological process (GO): protein ubiquitination
Cellular component (GO): cytoplasm
Molecular function (GO): ubiquitin protein ligase activity
Source: RefSeq, a predicted model, not a curated record